GCCGCGUUUUGGGAACACUCAAUCCGAACGCUCUGGGAAUGGAGCGGUGAAGUGGGUUUUCAGCAGCACUGGUGUCAACCGUGCUUAGAGAGCUCAAGGAGGAGUCAAAUUUCAGGCAAAGAGCAACAAUAGUAUAGCAAGGACAGAGAGACAGGAGGGGGGAAGAAAGAGAGGGUGAGGGAAGGGAGGGAGCAAGAGAGAGAACGAGAGGAAGACACAAGCACAGGAGAGGCAGAGACACAGACGGAGAGGAGAGCAGUUUGCAGGAGUCACCCAGCGUGGUGUAACCAACACUCCAGACAGCAGAGUAGAGAGAGGAAGUCAGACAGGGUCUGAACAGUAGAGGAGAGAGGAAGAACAGAAGAGUCAAGCAGUGACCAGAACAAAGGCAGAGAGAGAGAGAGAGAGAGAGAGAGAGAGAGAGAGAGAGAGAGCAGUGGAUAGAAAAGAGAGGAGUGACAGCUUAUAAGAGUGCCAGGAGGCGGCAAGUACAGCGUGCAGAUAACCUGCUGAGGAGAUGGAACUGGUACGCGCAACAGCGAGAGAAAUACACUUCAGCGCAUAGAAUGAGCGAUGUCUGCAGUGCCAGCCGACACACUAAAGUUGCCGGGUUCCCUGCGAGGAGUUUUUGACGUGUGAUCCCUGAGGAGCAGCAUGUAUUUCGGUAACGCAUGUCAAAAUGCCAUCCUGCCCACAUUGGUGCGUCCAUCGCUGCCCACUGUCCAGCCAUCCUUGGACAUGAAGCAGUUCCUCCCAUUUCCCCUGGACACCACCACAGUCAACCUCUUCCCCAACUUCAGUGCGAACAUGGUUGGAAUUUCCCGAACAGAGCAGGGCUCACCCAUUUGCAGCUGGAAGACUGGACUGCCUGGAAGACGGCUGUGCGUGAGUAUGGAUCCAGUUCAAAAGGCUGUUAUAAAUCACACAUUUGGAGUCCCUCCACCACCUAAACGGAAACAUGUUGUGUCUUGCAGUGUGUGCCAGCUAAGAUUUAAUUCACAGAGCCAGGCCUCAGCCCACUACAAAGGAACCAAGCAUGCCAAGAAGCUCAAAGCCCUGGAGGCCCCAAAAUGCAAGCACAAAACUGCUGCGGUCACCAAGGAGACCACAAACAAGGACACCCCAAAGAGCACCUACCCCCCACGAAUCCCCACCAGCACUGACAGAACAGAUAAUGCGGCCGGGGCAGGGACACUACCACUGUCACCUCCAGUCACCGGACCCAGCAUGUCUACAGGGGGGGACAGCGACGACACCUCCACAAAGGAAAUAAAGGAAGUGCCCCCAUGCACGCCCGCAGUGCAGCCCACCCCCUCCUCCUCCCCCUCCCCCCCCCCCCUCCUCAGAGACAGAGGCAGAGACAGAGACGGAGGAGGAGAAGGCCAAGCGCCUGCUCUACUGCUCUCUCUGCAAAGUGGCCGUCAACUCAGCUUCCCAGCUGGAGGCCCACAACAGCGGCACAAAGCACAAGACAAUGCUGGAGGCCCGAAGUGGAAGUGGAACAAUCAAGUCCUUCCCCAGACCUGGGGUCAAGGGGAAGCUGGCUCAGCCCAACAAGUCAGCCACGGGUCUGCAGAACAAAACGUUUCACUGUGAGAUCUGUGACGUACACGUCAACUCAGAAACACAGCUCAAACAGCACAUUAGCAGCCGGAGACACAAAGACAGAGCGGCAGGGAAACCGCCCAAACCCAAAUACAGCCCUUACAACAAAACCCAAAGAGGACCGAGCGGGCAGC
Molecule: messenger RNA, 1739 nt
Organism: Anguilla anguilla (European eel)
Lineage: Eukaryota; Metazoa; Chordata; Actinopteri; Anguilliformes; Anguillidae
Gene: znf385d
Product: zinc finger protein 385D
Exons: 8
Coding region: 655-1596 (313 amino acids)
Cellular component (GO): nucleus
Molecular function (GO): nucleic acid binding; zinc ion binding
Source: RefSeq, a predicted model, not a curated record